This is a messenger RNA of Seriola dumerili (greater amberjack), 2233 nucleotides long. RefSeq names its product tRNA methyltransferase 1 (gene trmt1). The transcript has 16 exons. Lineage: Eukaryota; Metazoa; Chordata; Actinopteri; Carangiformes; Carangidae. Gene Ontology annotation, biological process: tRNA N2-guanine methylation. Gene Ontology annotation, cellular component: nucleus. Gene Ontology annotation, molecular function: RNA binding; metal ion binding. The coding region runs from base 178 to 2190 and encodes 670 amino acids. The record is from RefSeq and is a predicted model, not a curated record.
CAAACAUGGUGGCUCCCAUGUGCUAACGUGAGAACCAAACUGGAAACAGAGUCUACACCGGAGCAGCGAGGGAACAGACACUGUACAGCCACCUGGAUCACUUUUACAGGAAAACCUCCGACGAAGUCGAAGAGCAGCGUCCGCCACAGUUACAGUUGUCGCAGGCACUGCCCCUUUAUGCUGGUGAAACCAGCUCGCCUGUUAUCCCUCAUCAUCUCCAGUCACCUGCAUCAUUCUUGCACCUUCUCUGCUAGACAGACACUUCGGUGGAGGCUACGCAGUGCUGCUGCUACUCUCAGCAGGGGGCUGAAAUCUAUGGAGCCCGCAAAAGCCUCCCAUGACUCAGAGGUUCCCACUACCAACCCUCCACCUACGUCUACUGGCUCUUCAGCAGAUGUUGUGAUCUCAGCUCCCACAGACACAGCAUGUGACAAGGAGGAGACGCCUACUGUGGGUCUUUUACCAGGGGAGACGGUGGUCAAGGAGGGCAAGGCGUCCAUCUUGUUUCCCAGCGCAAAUGAAGUGUUUUACAACCCAGUCCAGGAGUUUAACAGAGAUUUGACAUGUGCAGUGAUCACAGAGUUUGCCAGAGAUCUGCUGGCUCAGCGGGGGGUGAAGGUGGUGGUGCCCGGAGAGAAGGAGAGGGUGGUGGUCUCUCUGGCAGAGGAGACGAACGAGGCCGAUGCACAGAUGGAGGAGAAAAACGGAGCAGAGGAGCCAGCUGUGACUGCUACAGUGGGGGAGAAAUGUGAGCUCGGUCUUCGUGUCCUCGAGGGACUGGCGGCGUCGGGUUUGCGCUCGGUGCGUUUUGCUCUGGAGGUCCCGGGCCUGCAGAGCGUCACCGCCAACGACUUCUCCACCAAGGCCGCGGCCCUGAUCGCCAGGAACGCCCAGUACAACGGAGUUGGCCAUCUGCUCCAGGCCAGCUGCAGGGACGCCAGUAUGCUGAUGUAUGAGAUGCGAGGAAAGAAGGAGCGCUAUGACGUCAUUGAUCUGGAUCCCUACGGUAGCCCCGCCUCCUUUCUGGAUGCUGCUGUGCAGGCCGUCAGCGAAGGAGGUCUGUUGUGUAUAACAUGUACAGACAUGGCGGUGAUGGCAGGAAACAGCGGUGAGACCUGCUACAGCAAAUACGGUUCAAUCUCCAUCAAAGCCAAAUACUGUCAUGAGAUGGCUCUUCGUACCAUCCUCCACAGUUUGGACCAGAGGGCCGGGGUGUACCAGCGAUACAUCCAGCCCCUGCUGUCCGUCAGCGUCGACUUUUACAUACGAGUCUUUGUGCGCGUCUUCACGGGACAGGCUACAGUGAAAAACUCAGCCAGUAAACAGGCUCUGGUCUACAACUGUGUCGGAUGUGGCGCUUUCCACUUGCAGAGAAUGGGCAGAAGAACGAGCAACGGAAAACAUAUGAAGUAUUCUGCUGCCACUGGACCCCCUGUUGGACCAGAGUGUGACCACUGUGGACAGAGACAUCAGCUGGGUGGACCUGUCUGGGCGGAGCCAAUCCAUGACUUGGCGUUUGUCCAAAAGGUUUUGUCUGCUGUGUCGGGGAAUCCAUCCCGAUUUGGAACAUCCAAACGCAUCGAGGGCAUGCUCAGCAUGGUGACCGAGGAGUUGGAGGAUGUGCCUCUUUAUUACACUGUGGACAGUCUGAGCAGCACGAUACACUGCAGUACUCCACCCCUGCUCCAGUUAAGGUCUGCGCUUCUUCAUGCUGGCCACAGGGUUUCCCUCUCUCACGCCCGUAAGAACGCAAUCAAGACAGACGCUCCCCCUGCAGCCAUCUGGGACAUCAUGCGAUGCUGGGAGAAGGCUAAUCCUGUGAAGAGGGAGAAGCUGUCUCAGACCAGCCCCGCCUUUAAGAUCCUCUCCACUGAGCCCAGCCAAGAAGCCUGUUUCACUGUGAGGGAGGACGCCAACCCCCAGUCACGCAAACGCCACCUGACCCGGUUCCAGGAGAAUCCUCAGGCCUUCUGGGGACCCAAAGCUCGCGCCAAAGCCAGCGGUGGCAUCACUACCAGCCUGCAGGACAAGAGGAAGAAGUGCCAGAACAAGAGGAAGAACCAGAUCACAGACUCUUCUCAGCUAAAAAACUUCCCCUGCAAGAAGUUCAGACAGGGAACAUGUACAAAUGGAGAAAAAUGCUGCUACUCCCACGACCAGGAGCAGACGAAUCAAGAGAAGAUGGAAUAAUUCUACUGUCUUCUCCUAAUUCAGAUGUUUUUUUGCUUUUUUU